Molecule: messenger RNA, 2189 nt
Organism: Penaeus chinensis
Lineage: Eukaryota; Metazoa; Arthropoda; Malacostraca; Decapoda; Penaeidae
Product: major facilitator superfamily domain-containing protein 4A-like
Exons: 11
Coding region: 381-2186 (601 amino acids)
Biological process (GO): transmembrane transport
Source: RefSeq, a predicted model, not a curated record
UAAAGAAAAGUUUGUCCAGCCUGACAACAUGCCCUGAAAAAGAAACUCAAAACUAGCUUAUCGCUGGAAAAUAUAGAAGUAAACGAAGUAUAAUAAGUGUUUUUUCCCCGUGAAGGUUGAUAGAUAGGUGGACAUUCCAGUAUAUGUGAAGAAUGAAGAAAUAUUUAUAAAUAUACCCAUUAAACACGAAUGACUGAUACUACCUCAGUGCCAAACACUACGUAAAGAUCUUAUCGGAAAAGGAAGAGACAAGAAACAUACAAACAAGCAAACGAGAAGAGAGACAAGAAACAUACAAACAAGCAGACGAGGAGAAGAGACGCCCGUGAGAGCCUUGCCUUCUCCCCACAAGCUGCCGUCAUAGGUCAAUCAAGAGCGCCAUGACGGACCUCAAGCGAACGGGUCAGCAGGACGGGGAUGUGGGCGGGAGAGCUGACCUCAACGGAGAUGCGGGCGGCGCGGGCGUCCUGGGCCAUGCCAAGGAGCUGUGUGUCAACAAGAUGGGCCAUACCAUGGUGCCACGCGCAGAGGCUGGCACCGUGAAGUUCCGAGAAUUGUUCUGGCAACACCGACUGCAGACCGUGACCUAUUGUGCUGUGUUUUGGUCCUUUGGGAUGUGCGUUGCCUUCCUGGGACCCACUCUCCUUGACCUAGCCUGCAGGAUCUCCACCGUAUUCAGCACAAUGUCCUGGAUCUUCUUCUCGCAGAGCCUCUUCACGCUGGUGGGAUCUGCCUGCGGCGGAUUCCUCAUUCAGAGGAUGGGCAACCACCUUGUGCUGCUUGUUUCGACGACGAUGCUGGCCGUGACCCUCGCCGUCAUCCCCUUCUGCAGCGUCCUGGGCUGGCUCGCCGCCGUGCUGGCCGUCAUGGGCUUCUUCAUGGGCACCAUCGACACCGUGGCCAACAUCUCCAUGAUUCAGCUCUACGGCAUGAACGUGGCGCCGUUCCUGCAGGCCCUCCACUUCUUCUACGGCCUCGGCGCCUUCCUCUCCCCAAUGAUCGCGAAGCCGUUCCUCCUGAACAAAGACUGCACGGGCAUGAUCCUCAACGGCACCAGAACGCACAACCACCACAAGCUCGACUUUUCCCUCACGCCCAACAUGUCUCAGCCGCUCCCGGACAGUCACAGGAUGCAGAAGACUUCGGAAAUUCAAUAUGCUUUCUGGAUUCUGUCGGGGCUGCAGAUCCCUGUGGUACUCCUGCUGCUGGUUCUGGUGGGCAAGGAGCUGCUGGGCAUCGGCGGGCCUCCCGACGCCUCCCUGCCCAAGGGCCCGGGCGGGGUGGAGGCCGACAAGGAGGCGUUCGAGAUGCAGGCGUCGGCGGGGGCAGGAGGCAAGGGCGGGCCGACCGUUUUGGCCAAGGACCCCGAGGACCGGCCGGCCGUGACCAAGGACCAGGUGGUGGUCGUGACGGGCCUCACCGCCACCAUGCUCUUCCUCUACGACGGGCUGCAGGCUGGCUACGGCGGCUACGUGUUCAGCUAUGCCGUGAAGAGCAUCGCAGGAAUGUCCAUGAACGAGGCGGCUUACCUGAACGCCUGUUUCUGGGGGACCUUCGCCUUCGGUCGCCUCGUCUCCAUCGGCAUCGCUACCCGCCUGGCGCCCUCCUUCAUGCUGCUCUGCAAUAUAAGCGGUUGCCUCAUUGCAAUGUUGCUGAUGCUCUCCUUCCGCCACAACCACGGCGUGCUGUACGUCGGGACCUGCGUCUUCGGCACCUUCCUCUCCUCCGUGUACCCGACCGCCGUGUCCCUCGCCGAGACCUACAUCCAUGUGACGUCUUCCAUCACAAGCAUCCUGGUCGUGACAGCCGCCGCCGGAGAGAUGCUGAUGCCUGUUAUCAUCGGGCAUGAGUUCGACGCCUGGGGACCUGCUAGCGUCCUCGUCUCGGGAGUGAUCGUGACUCUCAUUUCCUUCGUGGUGUACUUCCUGCUGUACCUGGCGGCGCAGACGAUCACCCGACAGACCUCCGACCGAAGCUUAGUCCAACGCCUCAAGUCCCUCCUGACGCGGCGGACGGAGGAGACUGCCGAGGACACAGGCCUCAUGAAACACCACGUUAAAUACUACACCAGAAUGAGAAGCGACCUGUCAGAGUCCUCCCUGGGCGACGAAGGACAGACGGACGUGGGGGAGGUGCUCGCCGGGACCAAGGACAACACGGCUACCACGCCCCCUGCGCUUCUGUAAAGG